AGUGCGCGGCUCCGUGCGCGUGUGCGCGCUGGCGCGGCUCCGGUCGGCCGUCAUAUAGCCGCCUCGGAUCGGUCGGAUGCUGGAGGAAGAGGCUCCGGCGCCACGGGAAGCUUCGUCCGUCCCUCCCGGUCCUCCGCGUCGCUGCGGCCGGCUGCACGAGCGGUGAUGCUCGGCCUCUCCGCCCGGAUGCGCCCCUCUCUGCGCGGCGUGCCCCCCGUUCGCAGCGCCCCCCUGUCGCCGGAGAAAGGUCUAGGGACCACAUAUGGAAACUGGGCAUCAAAAUUCUAGGGAGAAGGGAAAUUCAACUUCAUAUUUGUCCGUGUUUUCCGUGCGGAGAGGGGGGAGACUCGUCCCUGAGGAAAGGGGGCCCCCCUUCCGUGGAAUGCGGCAACAUGGGGGUGUUUGACCGCGGAGUUCAGAUGCUGCUGACCACGGUGGGGGCCUUCGCCGCCUUCAGCCUCAUGACCAUCGCCGUGGGGACGGACUACUGGCUGUACUCGCGCGGCGUCUGCAAGGUGAAGAGCACCAACGAGAACGAGACCAGCAAGAAGAACGAGGAGGUGAUGACGCACUCGGGCCUCUGGAGGACCUGCUGCCUGGAAGGUUCUUUUAAAGGCAUGUGCAAGCAGAUAGAUCACUUUCCUGAGGAUGCCGACUAUGUGGCCGAUGCUUCCGAGUACUUCCUACGCGCUGUCCGAGCCUCCAGUAUCUUCCCCAUCAUGAGUGUGAUCCUGCUCUUCAUGGGGGGGCUGUGCAUCGCGGCCAGCGAGUUCUACAAGUCACGCCACAACAUCAUCCUCAGCGCCGGCAUCCUCUUCGUCUCCGCAGGCCUCAGCAACAUCAUCGGGAUCAUCGUGUACAUCUCGGCCAACGCCGGCGACCCUUCCAAGAGCGACUCCAAGAAGAACAGCUACUCCUACGGCUGGUCCUUCUACUUCGGCGCCCUGUCCUUCAUCAUGGCCGAGAUGGUGGGCGUGCUGGCCGUGCACAUGUUCAUCGACCGCCACCGGGAGCUGCGCGUAGGGGCGCGGGCCGCCGACUACCUGCAGGGGGCGGCCAUCACGCGCAUCCCCAGCUACCGCUACCGCCGCCGCUCACGCUCCUCGUCCCGCUCCACCGACCCCUCGCACUCCCGCGAGGCCUCGCCGGUGGGCCUGAAGGCCUUCGGGGCGCUGCCCUCCACCGAGCUGUCCAUGUACACGCUGCCCAAGGGCCAGACGGGCCCCCCCACGGCCCCCUACGACUCCACGGAGAGGGACCUCAACUUCCUGCAGGUCCACAACUCCAUCCAGAAGGACCUGAAGGACAACAGCGCCAACCGGCGCACCACGCCCGUAUGAGACUGAGGGCGGGGCCCCGGGCCCUGCAGAGCCGCUUUGGG
Pungitius pungitius (ninespine stickleback) is the source of this 1381-nucleotide messenger RNA. RefSeq names its product voltage-dependent calcium channel gamma-2 subunit-like. Gene Ontology annotation, cellular component: postsynaptic density membrane; AMPA glutamate receptor complex. Bases 393 to 1340 code for a protein of 315 amino acids. The transcript has 5 exons. Gene Ontology annotation, biological process: positive regulation of synaptic transmission, glutamatergic; regulation of AMPA receptor activity; transmission of nerve impulse. NCBI's taxonomy places the organism in Eukaryota, Metazoa, Chordata, Actinopteri, Perciformes, Gasterosteidae. Gene Ontology annotation, molecular function: channel regulator activity; voltage-gated calcium channel activity. The record is from RefSeq and is a predicted model, not a curated record.